Hypanus sabinus (Atlantic stingray) is the source of this 8756-nucleotide messenger RNA. RefSeq names its product four and a half LIM domains 2b (gene fhl2b). The transcript has 6 exons. Gene Ontology annotation, cellular component: Z disc; nucleus. Bases 7301 to 8140 code for a protein of 279 amino acids. NCBI's taxonomy places the organism in Eukaryota, Metazoa, Chordata, Chondrichthyes, Myliobatiformes, Dasyatidae. Gene Ontology annotation, molecular function: transcription coregulator activity. The record is from RefSeq and is a predicted model, not a curated record.
UUCAUGUUUUAUUGUUUUACAACAUUGAAUCACAGUGGAUUUAAUUUGUUUUUCUUUUGACACUGAUCAACAGUGAAAAGACUCUUUCAUGUCUAAGUGAGAAGAGAUCUCUACAGUGAUCUAAAUUAAUUAUAAGUAUAAAACACAAAGUAAUUGAUUGCAUAAGUAUUCACCCUCCUUAUUAUGACACACCAAAUCAUCACCGGUGCAGACAAUUGGUUUUGGAAUUCACACAAUUAGUUAAAUGGAGAUCUGUGUACAGUCAGGGUGUUUCAAUUGAUUGUAGUAAAAUACACCUGUAUCCAGAAGGUCUAACUGUUGGUGAGUCAGAGUUCUGGCAAAAACUACACCAUGAAGACAACAGAACAUUCCAAGCAUCUCUGCGGAAAAGUUUAUUGAAAAGCACGAGUCAGGAGAUGGAUGCAAGAAAAUUUCCAAGUCACUGAAUAUUCCUUGGAGUACAGUUAAGGCAAUCAUCAAGAAAUCAAAAGAAUAUGGCACAGCUGUAAAUCUGCCCAGACAGCCUAUCCUCAAAAACUGAGUGACUGUGCAAGAAGGAGAUUAGUGAGGGAGGCCACCAAGAGACCUAUGAAAAUUCUAGAAGAGUUACAAACUUCUUUGGCUGAGAUGGGAGAGACUGUGCAUACAACAACUGUUGCCCAGGUGCUUCAUCAGCUUUAUGGGAGAGUGGCAAAGAGAAAGCCAUUAUAGGCACUGUAUAUCACCAACUUGGGUAAAAGAAUUUUACUGUACUGGUGCUGUUCAGCUGGAAAAUUAAUAUGAUACAUUGGAGCAGGAAGUUAUAAAGUAUAUAUGCAAAUUUUGUGAGUGAGUAGAUGUAUUUUAAUAUGGGGGAGUUUGCUGUCAUGUACUCUGAAUCAGAGAAAGAAUAAAUGGAACACCUUUUUAUUGGUAAAUGAUUAGUGAUCAUGUAAAGAAAAUUGGAUUUCCAAAUAUUUAAGUCACUAGGAAGGCUAAUGCAUAGUCUAAAAAAAAUCCAAAAAGAUAAUACAACAUUGAACUUUAUCAUAAGGGGUGAAUGGAAAAAAAAUGGAGGGAUUUUGUUUCUGUUCUACUGUGCCAUGAUAAAGCCUUAUUUGGAGCAUUGUGUUUUCUUUGGUCUCAGUCUUUGCUAUUUCCUUGCUUAUUAUUUGUCUGGCAUCAAUUAGUCCAUGUUCAUGGUUAAGUAAAGAUUUUGAUUUUGUUUCAUCAAAAUUCUUUAAACACUGAAAUAAUCACUAGCAUCCUCUUCUCUGUCUGACAUCUUUUUCACUUUUGGUCUCUGUGCAUGAUCUAAAAGCAAAGGGGGUUCCCAUGGCUACUGACCAUGAUGUAGAUAAUCACUGUCCCUACUUAGUUGUUAGAAAUUUUCACGAACAAGUUUGAGUGCAGUGUUGGUCUUAUAAUGCCUUGAGAUGGACUCAGGGUGGAGCAUCUUCUUAACAGAAUUUUUCCCCAUCACCAUGUCUUGAUUUUCUUUAAUUUGGAAAAAGUAGAGACAACACUGAAGAAGGAUUGGGUAGAAAUUGAGCACACUGUUGGAUCACACACUGAGCUCAGUGGUUUUAAUGUCAGAUUCAAUAUUCAGGUUAGCCUACUAAGCUUUAAUUUUGAAAUUUCUGCCUCUUCUUACUCUCACUCCUAGUCAUGUAGAUGCUGGAUAAAAAAAAACCCUUCCUUUACUUAUCUGCUUCAGUGUUGUGCAACUUCUUGUUUGUGUGGAUUUCUGUUGCAAUCACUUCCUUGUCAUUGUUAUAGCUAAUGGUUUUUCUUGAUUGCCAGUUAUGGAUUUUGAAUUUUAUACUCUGACAAGACUCAAACAGAAAUAGUUUUGUAAUUUUGUUCUUCUUCAUUAAGUGGACCAUGAAUUGACAAAUGCCCUGAUAUGAUAUGUAAAUAUAUUGCCAAAUUUCUACCAAGAGGAAUACUUCCUUGCACUCUGUAUGGCUUUAUCUAAAUAUUUCCACAUUUGCCUCCACUUCUUACAGCUCCAUUCUUUCAAUGUAUGAAUUGAAGGAUUCCUGCAUUUGGGAUGGGUCUGAUAUUUCAUGCUGUCUUCCACUUUGAUAAGCUACUAGGUGUGUCACUAUGUCUGCACUGAUCAACAAAAAAUGUAAAAGUUAUUGGAUACAGAUAUAUUUGAUCUGAGGUUCUUCAGAAGUUGAGAAUGAGGCAUAAAAACCUGUUGCUUACAAUUAUUUAUUAAGCACUGAAAGAGCAAAGGGAUCAGAAAAGGAAUGCAGCAAAAGCUGAGCCUAGUAGCGAGGGAAAGCAAAAGGUGAAAAGAGACUGAUGCAAUGUUGUCUGGUUUUCUUAUAGCAAUUUGUUAACAGCAAUAAAUCUCAUUCAAAUUCUGUUGCUUGAAGCAACCAAUAAGAUAGCCCCCGUUCAAAUAACAUGAUGCCUGCAACUGCAGCCAAGGUGUUAAAAAGCAACUGGAACCACUUGUAAACACAUGGAACCAUUGCAUAUACAUAGAUAAACAUAUAAAAUUACAAAACUGCAUAAGAAAGUAAAAUUACUAGGAAAUUAACAAUGCUGUAGUCUAACUCAACAUUCACUCCUUUGAUUCUAAAUUACUUAUUUGGAAACAUUACACCUGAAAAUCCGCUGGCAAACUCGUGUGGUACCUUCGUUAAGAUUAUAAUAAUCAAAAAAUUCAUCGACAUUAUGGAAAUAUCCAUGAUUAUGUGAUUGUUAGGUAGAUCGUUUUUGUAAGUGGGCACACCCACGUGAGUUUGAACUGCUCUAUUAUUGAUUGCCCUUAAAAGAGUAAAACACAUAAAUCAAUGAUAGGGUAUAUCAGGACAUAGUAUUUUGACACAAUAUAUUAUUGUAACAGAUAAUAUUGAGUAAUCCCAGCUCCAUAGACUUAAUGAAUUCAGUCAAAGAAAUCCCAUUAAUCAGACUGAUGGACUUCAGUUGUUUCUUCAUGAAUAUGAUCAGUCAAAUCAGUUAUGUCUUCAGACUUGUAUUUAGACAACACUAUUUGCCUAUAACUGCACUAGUUCUUCUCUGUAAUUGCUAAGAGAAGAUCUAAUGCCAUUAGACUUUGAAGAACCAUCUUAUGCAUGGUGACUAUUUCGAAGUGUGUGACAUACCCAACAGCUAGAAGCAUUAACAGCAUCAGCAAAUUCAUGUGACACCUGCAAGUAUACUGUACAUUAUAAUUCAUCACAAUUGGCACAUUGUGAGUAGGGAAAAUUGACAGAAAUAUAGCAACAGCAAAUAAUAUUAGAAUAAUUUCCGUAAAGUCCAGUUCAAAGUCUCUGACUGCACUUGCUUUCCUUGCUGGAACAGCUUCCACCUGUCUCGAAAACCUGUCCACUAUUACCAAUUAGUAUUACCUGCAUAUCCUUGACAAAGAAAUGUAGUCCAUUUGUAAGUGUAAAAAUGGACAAGGUGGGGCAGUUGCACUUAAUUGUGGAAGCUCUUCCAUUGCUCCAGGAUUUGUUUUCUGAAAUGUCAUGCAUCUUUCAAAUUGAUUUUUGAGCUUGUGCCUUGAAUUUUGGAUUCCACUACUACUGGGAGAAUCUGCAGCUCAUCUUUUGCACUGCAGUAUGUCCUAGAGAGUGUAUCUGCUGUGCCAGAUAAGGAAGCAAUGUAGUUGGAAUUAUUAGUCUAUGACGAGUGCCAUAUCUCCAUGCUUCAUCACUGCUUAACCUCCUGCCAUUCUCCAUCCAGAAGCGCUUUUCCUAGUUAGAACAUAAAGCUUGUAUCUCUUGAAUAUUUUUUAUGUUCAUCUGUGAUACAGAGUUCAACUAUAUUUACAUAAUUUCGGUCUUUGGGUUCACUGUUUACGUUCCCAGUACUUCUUUUAAUUCUUUGAUCUUUUUUACUUGUUUUAUUUCUUUUAUCCUUUCCUACAAUAUUUUGCAAUUUCAUCUGAGAAUGAAUUUUCAUGGCCUUCCGUUGUAGUCCUUUUGGUUUGGCUUUUACAUUUCAACACAGUAAUUUCUGGCAGCAACUGUACGGCAUUUGUGAGUUCUCAUACUAGUUGGCCAUUCUUGAUUGUGGUUCUUAGAAACAUAAGAAAUCCCCUUUGCCUCCAUAUGUUUCCAAAGGCAUGAACAACUCCAAAAGCUUAUCAAGAACCAGUGUAAGUAUUUGCUGAUCUUCCUUCUGAUUGGCUUCAAUCAGUUCUGCACAGAGGUACCAGGAGCCGUGCUUCCUGAUGCUUCACUUCAGUUUCAGAAAGCCCGGCCCAGCCGGCCCAUUGAGGAGCCAUUGGUAUGCAGAUUUGGGUUCAAUAAAGUGUUUCCUUAUAAUUAUUUGCUUUUUCAUGGCAUAUUAUCAAUUUUGCAGAGUCAUGGUCAUUGGUCUUUGUAGUCUAAUAAGAAUUCAGCAUAUUCAUUUCUAAUUGGUAGUUAACAUGUAAGACAUCCAGUUUUUGCUUAUCAGGGCAAGCAGGGGCUGCAGGCAAGGGCUUAGUACACCCAUUAUAUCCAAUGUAUUAGGACAAUACACCCAUUAUAUCCAACAUUGCUUGUCGAAAUCAUAUUAUCAGAUCGGGAUCUCCAGACUUUUGCAAGGCAGGGGAUUGAACUUGCUGUUGAGCAUGUUCCUGUUGUUUCCUACACUGACAACUUCUGGCCCAAUGUCCUCUCUUACUACACAGGUGCCAUUUUGUUUUCUGGGAUUGGCCUUGGAGGUGUGGCUCAGACUGAGAUUGCUGCAGUACACACGAUGAAUCCCAGUCCUGCUUUUUCUGUUGGUUAAUGGGUAUUGGCUGUUGACUAGCAAAACUGGCUGUUGAUCAACAGGUAACUGAGUCACCUGAACUAAUCCUACUUGGAUUUCGAUAUCCCAUUCCACUUUUCUAGUGGCUUGCACUAGCUCAGCUUUGGAGCACCAACUUCACUCCAAUUCAGUUUUGUAAGCUUCACCGUGUUUGCAAUAUUUCCUUUCAAGCCACCAAUAAAAGUUGAUUUCAAGGGAUCAUAUUUAGAGUCCUCUAUGUUAUCUUCAUUUAUUCCUGGAACUCAAGAUUCAAGAUUGGACUGUUUGUCAUUUCCAGUACACAAGUGUAAAGGAAAAUGAAAUAAUUGUUACUCUGGCUUCAAUGCAGUACAAAAAAAGCAUAAUAAGAUAAAGGACACAAUAAUAAUAAAAAUAUUGAUAAGAUAGCUCAUAUACAUAGAUUGAUUGUAUGUCAAUAAGGUGACGCUAGGCACUGGUGUGUCUGUACAUUUAGGUGACUCUGACAGGAAAUGGUAAAGUAGUGGUGGUGGGGUGAGUGAGUGGGUGGAGGUGUUGAUCAGUCGUACUGCUUGGGGAAAGUAACUGUUUUUGAGUCUGGUUACAUUUCCUGCUCCCUAAUGGGAGUGGGACAAGCAGUCCAUGAGCAGAGUGGGUGGGAUCUUUUAUGAUAUUGCUGGCCCUUUCUCGGCACCUUUCUCCUGAAGUCGAAAACCAUCAUGCUUGUCUUGUUGACAAUGAGGAAGAGAUUAUUUUCCUGGCACCAGGCCUUGAGCUCUUCCAUUUCCUCUCUGUGGGCCAUCUCAUUGAUUUUGGUGAUAAGCACCGCCACUGUCAGGUCAUCAGCGAACUGGACAAUGUGAUUACUGGUGUGUUUGGCCGUGCUGUCACGUGUGAGCAGAGUGUACAGCAGUGCUCUCAGCACACAGCCCUGGGGACACCGUGUGGAGGGUGAUGGGGAGGGAGGGGCAGUUGUGCAUCCUGACUAUCUGAGCUCUGUUGUUUAGGAAGUCUAACACCCAGUUGUACAGUGGUGUAUUUAGACCAAAGAAUAGGAGUUUGUUCACCACGGUCUGUGGAACAGUAGUGUUGAAUGCCAAACUGAAAUCCAGAAAUUGCAUUCUGACACAAAUGUCCUGAUUUUCCAGGGGCGUCAGGGUCAGGUGCGUGACUGAUGCUCUGGCAUCUGUCGUAGAGCAGUUCUGUCAGUAAGCAAAUUGACGAGUGGCCAAUGUGGCAGGAAUGGAGUUUUUGAUGUGUAUUAUUACCAGCCAUUCAACGCACAUCAAUAUAUGAGUGGAGGUAGUCGUUUAGUUCUGAACAUGUGGAGUUCUUUGGUGGAGACUUCAUACUUCUGAAUAACUUAACCACUCCGUCCUGCAGUGUCCCUUGUACUCAGAAACAUUAUCAGAAAUAUUUUGCUUGCAAUCAACCACUUUCCUCCAAUCAGUUUGUCUUGGGACCAGUUCUUCCAACUUCUUAAUAGCAUUCCAACUAUCUUGUAUAUUUGUUUAUUAUCUCCCGCAUGUGGUUUCAGCUCCUUGAAUCAAUUGUCUGAAUAGGUGAGGAGACAAUAUAGCCGUGAAAAUUUGGAUGCCAUCAUAUGGGUGCAGUUUGUGUAUGUUCUUAAUACAUUGAAGCUCAGCCCAGACUUUUAAACUUCCAUUUUCCAAUGUGGGAUUUCUUUGGACAAUGCAUCAAUCUAUUCUGCUUCAGAUAGUUGAUGCAAAAACUGUCACCUUUCAUAGGUUCCAUUUUGAUCUGCCGUGUCUUCACUUCCUUGGUCUUUAUUGUAGCAAGCUGUGGCAAAGCUGUCCAUCUUAUUGUUUCAUCAAUGUCAUCCUCAUUUGAGUUGUUAGAGGUUCCUGUCGAGUCCAUGUCAUGCCCAUCCUGUAACUUAGUGGUCACCAACCUUCUUAAGCCCAAGAUCCCCUACCUCGGCCUUAGUGAAAGGCGAGAUUGACCCUAAAUCAAUUAGUUACACGCAUGCGCACCUGGGCAGAAAAUACCGGAAGUAAAACUCUGCAACCCAGAAAUAGAAAUAAUGUAUAAACACUAGGGGUACCCACCCUUUUUUACACUGCGGACCGGUUUAAUAUUGACAAUAUUCUUGCGGACCAGAUGGGGGUGGGGGGGGGGGGAUGCUGUCAAACAUGACAGGAAUACAGUGAUACUUGAAGCAGGUUCCUUAUGUCCAGUCUAUUUUGCAAUUUAGUUUUUGUGGCUCUCUGGACUUAGCUUCUGUCCCGCGCUGCUCAUGUUUUUCCGCUGAGAAAGCUCAGUGGGUUUGUUUUUAAGUGUGGGGUGCUUGUAUUCAGGGUACCAAAGCAGUUUUGAGGGCUUCAUUGCCUCAUUAGACAGCUUCCUGCCUGCCCGCCCCCAGACGCCUUGGCCAGGUGCGGCUGGUCGCAGGUGGCGUGAGAGGACAAGGUCAGGGCCGGAGGUCCCCGUGCCGGAGCCGCGACGGUCCAGUCCAGAGAGAGUAACCAACCGAGUGAGGAGUGAGACAGGGCACACCUGCCCCCCUUAUAGGACCUAUCGGCUGACAGAAGUUUUUUUCAGUAGAUCGCAGCCAGGUGCUUAAAGCCUUCCAAACAGCAAAAUGACAGAGCACUUCGACUGCCACUACUGCAAGGAAUCCCUCUUUGGGAAGCAGUACAUCCUUCAAGAGGAGAAUCCCUUUUGUGUUAGGUGCUAUGAAAGUCUUUAUUGCAAUACCUGCGAGGAAUGCAAGAAACCAAUUGGUUGCGACAAUAAGGACUUGUCCUACAAGGACCAUCACUGGCAUGAAGCCUGUUUCAAUUGCUUCCAGUGCAAGCAGUCACUAGUGGAUAAGCCAUUUGCUGCCAAGGAUGAGCAGUUGUUCUGUACAGAGUGUUACACAAAUGAGUAUUCCUCCAAGUGUCAGGAAUGCAAGAAAGCAAUAAUUCCAGGCACUCGCAAGAUGGAACAUAAAGGAAACAGCUGGCAUGAGACCUGUUUCAUCUGUCAUCAUUGUCAACAGCCAAUGGGCACAAAAAGCUUCAUUCACAAGGAUGAUAAGAACUAUUGUGUGCCAUGUUAUGAAAAACAAUUUGCCAUGCACUGUGUGCAAUGCAAGAAGGCGAUUACCACAGGAGGGGUCACUUACCGUGAUCAGCCUUGGCACAAAGAGUGUUUUCUGUGUACAGAGUGUAAGAAACCAUUGAGUGGACAGCAAUUUACCUCACGAGAUGAAUGUGCCUACUGCCUGGAUUGCUUCAGUCAUCUCUAUGCCAAAAAGUGUGCUGGCUGUACUAAUCCAAUUGUGGGUCUAGGGGGAAGCAAGUACAUCUCAUUUGAGGAACGUCAGUGGCAUAAUGAUUGUUUCAACUGUAAGAAAUGCUCCAUAUCCCUGGUGGGCCGUGGCUUCCUCACAGAACGAGAUGACAUCCUUUGCCCUGAAUGUGGGAAAGAUCUGUAAGAGGAAAUAGAUCAGGAAACAAUCUCAUAGCAACCUUGACUGCAGCUGCAUUAAAACAAAAUAACCAGGCUCUCACUUGCUAUGGUGCUAAUUGCCCACAAUGGUAUGAAACGCGAUUGAGCUUGAUAAUUGAGACAAAUUGUUCAAAUCAGUUUAUGAAAUGUUUGUGAAUUCAAAGAAAGUUUGUAUGAGUACACCAGGACAAGUGAAAAACUAUUAUUUUAAUUUUAUUGGAAGGCACUGAUGAAAUAAACAAUAUGAAAUAUUUCUGUACUUUAAUGACCAAAAUGUAAUGGUGCAUGUUGCCUCAGCAAAGGACAAAAAUUCUGGUACAAGAACACUGAAAGAUUUUUCUUUUUAUCAUAGAAGUGGCACAGGUUUAAACAUGCAACAGGUUGUGAACUGAACAGAGCUGGAAAGUAGUCAUUGCAGGAUCUUAAAACUAGAUAAUUUGCCCUGCUGUCUGCAUCAAUUAUGGCAUAACAUGUUUGAAAGUAAAACUUAUAUUUUACUGCAUGAUUACAUAGUAAAUAAUGAUCGUAGGUUCAUCUGUAUUUCAUUAUCUUUUUCAGGCAUUAAAUAUUUGUAGUAUUAAGUGCAUUAAUAAAUUGAAAAA